GGUAAGUCCUGCUGAAGUUCGGCAGCCUGCCUGUCCCCUGGACACCAUGGGCACUGGAAGGAUGUUCCCCGAGCCACUGACCAAGAAGGCCCUGGGGUCAGUGGCGUUCAGGGAUGUGAUUGUGGACUUCACCCAGGAGGAGUGGCUGCAGCUGAAGCCUGCGCAGAAGGACCUGUACAGGGACGUGAUGAUGGAGAACUACUGGAACCUGGUCUCACUCGACUUGGAGACUAGUCCUGAAAUGAAAGAAUUGGACCCACAGAAGGACAUUUGGAAAGACAGACCAUCCAUUGCUGUUGUGGCAGAAGGACCCACAAGGAAUGGUGCCCAGGAUUCUGCCUGUGAAGGAGCAGGGAUACAGGGCGACCUAGUGGGGCAGCGACAGGGGAGCCUGAGGACUUCUCUGGGGUGCUUGGACAUGUCCCAAAUGUUAUCCCCCGAAUAUCUUGAAUUUAAGGCAUUUGUCCACCAAAGCCCCACACCAGACCCACUGAGACCUGAAGGACUGGGAGGAGUGGGGAUGUACCCGUUCACCAUGUGUGGGAAGGACUCAGGUACUUCCAGCCUCGGUCCUCCCUCCAGACUCCAUGCAGAGGGGAAGCCCUAUGAGUGUGGGGGCUGUGGCAAAGCUUUCAGCUAUAAUUUGUCCCUGAAGGAGCAGCAACGAAUUCACACCAGGGAGAAGCCAUUCUCAUGCAUCACAUGCGAGAAGCAGUUCACCUGGACGUCUUCCCUCACCAUCCACCAGCGUGUGCACACUGGGGAGAAGCUGUUCACCUCUGGGGACUGCAGAAAGGUCUUCAGCAGGAACAAGUACCUCAUCAUGCACCAGAGGACUUGCAGGGGUGAGAAGCCACUCGUGGUCCCGGAGUGCAGCCAGGCUGUCAGCCACAACUCCCCAAUUAUGGAUCAGCAGCGUGUGCAUACUGGGGAGAAGCCAUAUGUGUGCGUGGACUGUGGGAAGGCCUUCCGCCAGAACAAGCACCUUAUCGUGCACCAGAGCACUCACACCGGGGAGAAGCCGUACAUGUGUGGGCACUGUGGGAAGGCCUUUAGCCAAAACAAGUACCUCACUGUGCACCAGAGGACGCACACUGGGGAGAAGCCAUUCACGUGUGUGGAGUGCAGCAAGGCUUUCAGCCAGAAGGCUCAUCUCGUUCGUCACCAGAGGACGCACACUGGGGAGAAGCCAUACAUGUGUGGGGACUGUGGCAGGUCCUUCAGCCAGAACAAGCAUCUCAUUGUGCACCAGCGAACACACACAGGCGAGAAGCCAUUCAUGUGUCCAGAGUGUGGCAAGGCCUUCAACAGGAGCUCGUCUCUUAGGCUGCACCUGGGCACCCACACGGGUGAGCGGCCCUACUCGUGUGGCCACUGUGGCAAGACUUUUAGCCAGAAUGCCUACCUGAUCGAGCACCAGCGCAUCCACAUGGGGGUAAAGCCCUUGAAGUGCAGCAUUUGUGGAAAGACUUUCAGCAAGAACUUCUUACUCAUGCAGCACCUGCGUGUGCACACCGGUGAGAAGCCCUACAAGUGCAGCCAGUGCGGCAAGGCGUUUGGCUGUAACUCAUCACUGAGGACGCACCAGCGAAUUCACACUGGGGAGAAGCCAUAUGAGUGCAGGGAGUGCAGCAAGGCUUUCCGCUAUAGCUCAUGCUUGAAGAAUCACCAACGAAUCCACACUGGGGACAAGCCUUAUGAGUGCAGGGAGUGUGGAAAGGCUUUCCGUUACAAAUUGUGCCUAAAUAUGCACCAACACAUCCACACUGGGGAGAAGCCAUACCAGUGUGUGCAGUGUGGCAAAGCUUUUAGCUGUAACUCGAUUCUGAAGAAGCACCAACAAAUUCACACUGGAGAGAAGCCCUUCUCAUGCACCUUGUGUGGGAAGCAGUUCACCCAGCAGUCGAACCUCACGGUCCACCAGCGUGUGCAUACUGGGUGAAGCGUUCCAUGUGUGGGAACUAUGGCGAGGCCUUCAGCAGAGCGCUCAGCUCAUUGUGCAACAAAGACACACAAUGGGGAGAAGCAAUCCAAGUGUGCCCUGUGCAGGAGUGCCUUCAGCCAGAGCAUGCAUCUGAUGGAUGCACCAGUGGAUGCAUCGGCGAGAACACCUGGCUGAUCCAGCACCAGUGCUACCAAAAGGGGGUGAAGGCCUCCCAGUGUAGCCUGUGUGGAAAGACUUUCAGGAAGAACUUCUUCCUCAUGUUAUACCUGUGCUUGCACCCCGAGGACAGGCCCGACAAGUGCUCCAUCUGACAGAUGCACUGCGCAGAGCACUCGUUCCUGUGGCACACCGCCACACCUGGGAGAAGCCCUACAGGUGCAGCCAGUGUGGCAAGGCCUUUUAUAGGAACUACUUGCUCACCCUGCACUAGAGGAUCCAUAGGGAAGAGAAGCCCUGCGAGCAUGGCAAGGGAGAGAAGAUGUUUAGCCUGACCAUCUACCUCUGGGACACCUGAGAAGGAUGUGCCUGUAUUGGGGGCGGGCAGGGGGAGCAUGGGAUGUCAAAAUUCACACCCAACAGGCUGAUCCUGAGCCCGUGGGCCACUGCCAGGCUUGACAUUGGAGCUUACAGGUAGGACUCAAGAGAAGUCCUGUCCAGAUGGGUAUUAGGCAUGUGGAUUCUGGGGAGAGGCCACGCCAUACACACAAGCUGCUUCUAGAGCAUCUGCAGGGCCAUGAGGAAAGCAAGCUCUCUGUAGGUCUGGUAUCUGGGAGCGUGGCCAAGGGCUCUGUGGCUGGAGAUUGAGCUCAAAUAAACUUGACAUAUGAGUUUAGAGAAUGCAAUAGUGUCUCUGGGUCUCCAUCUCCUGGAUUGUAAAGUGGGGGAGGGGAAGAAGAAAGAAACUCUGGGGAGGUGGGCUCCAUGGGGACAUUCUCCUUGUCACACACACCUGGAUGUAGUGCAGAGGUCAGGUUGUUGCCAUCCCUUGGUUUCCUCAUCUUCCCACACCCAGCCUCCAGUUUCCCUGCAGCAGGAGCAGUUUCCAUGUGGUUCAUGAGGGGAAAAAAUUCUUUUUGUCAGCAUUAGAAAGUAACUAAUUGCUUCAUGUGCCCAAGUUUCACAUAGUGGUCUGUUCAAUUAUUUUUAAUGAAACUUUUAAUUAAUGGGAACCAAUGCCAUUUUAAACACUCUUAAGGGGCAAAAGAUACAGGUGCAGGUUGUCGUGUCAAAAAUGAGUGUCGUGAGUGUCAGCGCCUGGGGGGAGGGGGCAUGAAUUCCCCACCAGAACCCCCGAAAGCCAGCAAUGCUGACCCAGGUAUGAGGCCACCUGCCCCUCUCAGCCCUGGAUUCCUGACUUGGGAAAGCUCAGACCAGAAGGCAGGGCCCAGACCCUCGGCCUCAGAGAUCAGGGGAAGGGUCCCCCCUGUUGUAAGCCAGCCAGACUACCCCCUCCCUCCCAUCAGAGCUGUUUCCCUUACAGGAGAACAGUCCUGUCUCCGACCACAGGUAAUCCCCCACCUCCUUGUGCCUGUGGGAAUUCUUGUGAAAAUAAAGUCUCUUCAGUCAGAUGGGGGCAUUACCUUGUCUGUGCCUCACCCACAGCCUAGGUCAUGGUGUACUUAAUAUCUCAUUAUUGAUGUUGAUAGCAACCUAUUACCAAUAAUAAAUAGCAAGCAAUAUAAAAAUGGUGCUCUAUUAACAACAUUACACAAAGUAUUUAUUAAUAGAUGGGUAAUUCACUACUACUCAGAGCCCUGUUACUAUUCCAGGCUUUCCUCUGAUGAAACCAAGGCUCAGAGCUCUAAUAUUUCACAGGAUGAAAAUCUGGGGGCCAGUGAACACAGCAGGCUGUCUGACUCAAAGGCAAGCUUCUUAGUGGGGAGGUGCUCAAACCCCAUACUCCUGGGUAGAGCACAGUAUCAGCUUGUGUGGUCUGGAGGCCACUCCCAUUUACCCCCUCCCCCAUCCCAGAUAUGGUGGGCCUCAACAAGUGAAGGGAGAGGAACUUGGACACUUGGACAGGGAGAGGAGAGGAACAAGGAAAGGAGGGAAGGAAGGGGAACCAUGCAGCAGCGCUGACAAGAUCAGGAAGAAGUGGGUGACUGACUGGAACGGGUUGGGAGCAGGAACUCUGGCACCAGGUCUGCCCAGGCUCACACCCCAGCUGUGUGCUCCGACCAGUGCGGGCAUUUUCUGAGCCCGGUACCCUCAUCUGUAAGGAGAUUGAGUAAGGGAAUCUGCCCUGUGAUGUUAAGUGGGUUUUCUGAGCUAAUUCACACACGGUUCCUACAACACGUGCUGGGACCUGCUGGAGCAGGGCCGCCCCCAGCACUUCUGCAGGGACAGAAAACUGUGCUGUCCAUGUGGGGGCCACUGGCUACAAGGGGCAUUGAACUUGAUGUGUGGCCAGUGUAGCCUCAGAACUGAAUUUUUACCAGUGUUUAAUUUUAUUAAAUUGAUUUUAGAGAGUGAGGAAAGGAGAGAGAUUAAAAAGCUUUUGUCAUUCCACUUAUUUAUGCAUUCAUUGGUUGAUUCUUUUAUGUGAUCUGGACUUUGUUUAAUUUUAAUAAAUUUAUGUUUUCAUAGUUAAUUCUGGCUACUGGUUACUGCAUUGGACUGUGCAGCUCUAAAGCUUUAGCUAUUUUUGUUCUUGCUGGUGUGGCUUACGUGGUUGGGCAUUGUCCCACAAACUGAAAGAUUGUGGGUUCAAUUCCCAAUCAGAGCACGCGCCUGGGUCACAGG
This is a messenger RNA of Phyllostomus hastatus (greater spear-nosed bat), 4687 nucleotides long. RefSeq names its product zinc finger protein 2 homolog. NCBI's taxonomy places the organism in Eukaryota, Metazoa, Chordata, Mammalia, Chiroptera, Phyllostomidae. The transcript is spliced from 4 exons. Gene Ontology annotation, biological process: regulation of DNA-templated transcription. The record is from RefSeq and is a predicted model, not a curated record. The coding region runs from base 47 to 1942 and encodes 631 amino acids.